GCCGCGCGUCGCGGUCGCGCGGAGAUUGGCGUCAGUCGAACCGCAGGGCAGUGCAGCCGGGCAGUGAGGCGAGCUGUCUGGCCUUUAGCCCUUCAUCCUUGGUUAAGGAAAUGACCAACCAGUACAGUAUUCUCUUCAAACAAGAGCAAGCCCAUGAUGAUGCCAUUUGGUCAGUUGCCUGGGGGACAAACAAGAAAGAAAGCUCUGAAACGGUGGUCACAGGAUCCCUGGAUGACCUGGUGAAGGUCUGGAAAUGGCGUGAUGAGAAGCUGGACCUACAGUGGAGUCUGGAGGGCCAUCAGCUGGGUGUGGUGUCUGUGGACAUCAGCCACACCCUGCCCAUUGCUGCGUCCAGUUCUCUUGAUGCUCAUAUUCGUCUCUGGGACUUGGAAAACGGCAAACAGAUAAAGUCUAUAGAUGCAGGACCUGUGGAUGCCUGGACUUUGGCCUUUUCUCCUGAUUCCCAGUAUCUGGCCACAGGAACUCAUGUGGGGAAAGUGAACAUUUUUGGUGUGGAAAGUGGGAAAAAGGAAUAUUCUUUGGACACAAGAGGAAAAUUCAUUCUUAGUAUUGCAUAUAGUCCUGAUGAGUAUCUGGCCAGUGGAGCCAUAGACGGAAUCAUCAAUUUUGAUAUUGCAACCGGGAAACUUCUGCACACGCUGGAAGGCCACGCUAUGCCCAUUCGCUCCUUGACUUUCUCCCCGGAUUCGCAGCUCCUUGUCACUGCUUCAGAUGACGGCUACAUCAAGAUCUAUGAUGUACAACACGCCAACUUGGCUGGCACAUUGAGUGGCCACGCAUCCUGGGUGCUGAACGUUGCAUUUUGUCCUGAUGACACACACUUUGUUUCCAGCUCAUCUGACAGUGUAAAAGUUUGGGAUGUUGGAACGAGGACUUGUGUUCACACCUUCUUUGAUCACCAGGAUCAGGUCUGGGGAGUAAAAUACAAUGGAAAUGGCUCAAAAAUUGUGUCUGUCGGAGAUGAUCAGGAAAUUCACAUCUACGAUUGUCCAAUUUAAACAUCAAUCUUCCAGGCUAAUGCUGCAGAAAGAAUGUAUAGAUUGAUCAUGACAUUCCUUACCUUUCUGGCUUGUUUAAAAGAAAUAUAGCAUUUAUUGUAGCAAACACUUAAAUUUUGUAGAUACAGUAUAAAUCUUUUCAUGUUUUAUUGGAAAUGCCAUUCAUACUGUAACAUAAAGUCUACUUAAUGCAAACACCCAUGUUCUUGAACAUGCUUCUUUUUCAUUUGCCCUGUUACUGGUAGAACAGUGAGAGGAAUCAGCAUCAUUAUGUGAAACCGAGUAUCUGCCUCAGAAAUGAAGACAUCCAGGCACUUACUGAACUUUCCAGUACAGAAAUUCAGGCUCACUCUUCCAAGGAAUGAGUCAUGCAGAAGCUGUAAGAGGAAAGCUAAUCUAUUCAGAAUGGGAUCCUGAAGGAAACAGGAUAUGUGACUGGGUGGGAACAUUCUGUAGUCCUAUCUGGGCAUUCUUCUAUUUGAUAGAUUAAAAAAUGUCCCCUGUCA
Balaenoptera musculus (blue whale) is the source of this 1525-nucleotide messenger RNA. RefSeq names its product WD repeat domain 61 (gene SKIC8). Lineage: Eukaryota; Metazoa; Chordata; Mammalia; Artiodactyla; Balaenopteridae. The record is from RefSeq and is a predicted model, not a curated record. Gene Ontology annotation, molecular function: protein binding. Gene Ontology annotation, cellular component: Cdc73/Paf1 complex.